This is a messenger RNA of Ictidomys tridecemlineatus (thirteen-lined ground squirrel), 2930 nucleotides long. NCBI's taxonomy places the organism in Eukaryota, Metazoa, Chordata, Mammalia, Rodentia, Sciuridae. The record is from RefSeq and is a predicted model, not a curated record.
CUUGUCAACUCCUUGGGAUUUGAAAAGAAAAUGCCUGGUGUCAUACCCAGUGAAAGUAAUGGGCUUUCAAGAGGUAGUCCAUCCAAGAAAAACAGACUUUCUUUGAAAUUUUUUCAGAAAAAGGAAACUAAGAGAGCCUUAGAUUUCACAGAUUCUCAAGAAAAUGAAGAAAAAGCUUCUGAAUAUAGAGGAUCAGAAAUUGAUCAAGUUGUUCCUGCAGCACAGUCCUCACCUAUAAACUGUGAGAAGAGAGAAAAUUUGUUACCAUUUGUGGGACUGAAUAAUCUUGUAGAACAGCUUCAGGCUAGUUUUCUCUUAAAUCCAGAGAAAUAUACUGAUGAACUUGCUACACAGCCAAGGCGACUGCUUAACACACUCAGGGAACUCAACCCUAUGUAUGAAGGAUAUCUACAGCAUGAUGCACAGGAAGUACUACAGUGUAUUUUGGGAAAUAUUCAAGAAACAUGCCAACUUCUAAAAAAAGAAGAAGUAAAAAAUGUGGCAGAAUUAUCUACUAAGGUAGAAGAAAAACCUCAUCAAAAAGUGGAAAUGAGUGGGAUUAGCAGCAUGGAGACUGAUGGUAUGAGGAAUUCUGAAGACCAUAAAGAAAAACUCCCAAAAGGGAAUGGAAAAAGAAAGAGUGACACAGAAUUUGGUAACACAAAGAAAAAAGUUAAAGUUUCUAAGGAACACCAGUCAUUGGAAGAGAAUCAGAGACAAACGAGGUCAAAAAGAAAAGCUACUGGUGAUACAUUAGAGAUUCCUCCUAAAAUGAUCCCCAAGUGUGUUUCUGAAAAUGAGAGUACAAGACUCUCACAAAGGAAAUCAAGAGUUAAAAUAAAUUGGUUGAAGUCUGCAACUAAGCAACCCAGCAUUCUUUCAAAAUUCUGUAGUCUGGGAAAAAUAACAACAAACCAAGGAUCCAAAGGACAGUCUAAAGAAAAUGAAUAUGAUCUUGAGGAGGACUUGGGGAAGUGUGAAAUUGAUAAUACAACUAAUGGUUGUGGACUUGAAUCUCCAGGAAAUAAUGUUAAACCUGUAAAUGUUAAUGAAGUUAAGUCCAUAAACAAAGGUGCAGAGCAAAUUGGUUUUGAGCUAGUGGAGAAAUUAUUUCAAGGUCAGCUUGUAUUAAGGACUCGUUGUUUGGAAUGUGAAAGUUUAACAGAAAGAAGAGAAGAUUUUCAGGACAUCAGCGUGCCAGUACAAGAAGAUGAACUUUCCAAAGUAGAGGAGAAUUCUGAAAUUUCUCCAGAGCCAAAAACAGAAAUGAAGACCUUGAGAUGGGCAAUUUCACAGUUUGCUUCAGUGGAGAGGAUUGUAGGAGAAGAUAAAUAUUUCUGUGAAAAUUGCCAUCAUUACACUGAAGCCGAAAGAAGUCUUUUGUUUGACAAAAUGCCUGAAGUCAUAACUAUUCAUCUGAAGUGUUUUGCUGCUAGUGGCUUGGAGUUUGAUUGUUAUGGUGGUGGACUUUCCAAGAUCAACACUCCUUUAUUGACACCUCUUAAAUUGUCACUAGAAGAAUGGAGCACAAAGCCAACUAAUGACAGCUAUGGAUUAUUUGCAGUUGUGAUGCAUAGUGGAAUUACCAUUAGUAGUGGGCAUUACACAGCUUCUGUUAAAGUCACUGACCUUAAUAGUUUAGAACUAGAUAAGGGAAAUUUUGUGGUUGACCAAACGUGUGAAAUAGGGAAGCCAGAACCAAUGAAUGAGGAGGAAGCAAGGGAUGCAGUUGAAAAUUAUGAUGAUGAAGAAGUGUUGAUUAGAGUUGGUGGAAAUACACAGCCAAGUAAAGUUUUGAACAAAAAAAAUGUAGAAGCUAUUGGACUUCUUGGAGGACAAAAGAGCAAAGCAGAUUAUGAGCUAUACAACAAAACAUCUAAUCCUGAUAAGGUUGCCAGUACAGCAUUUGCUGAAAGUAGAAAUUCUGAGUCUAACAAUACUAAUGGGACCCAUGAAUCUGAUAGAAACAAGGAAUCCAGUGACCAAACAGGCAUUAACAUUAGUGGAUUUGAGAACAAAAUUUCAUAUGUAGUGCAAAGCUUAAAGGAAUAUGAAGGGAAGUGGUUGCUUUUUGAUGAUUCUGAAGUGAAAGUUACUGAAGAGAAGGACUUUUUGAAUUCUCUUUCCCCUUCUACAUCUCCUACAUCUACUCCUUACUUGCUAUUUUAUAAGAAAUUAUAGAGUGAGUGUAUUUUCCUUGUAUAUAUAUUAAACAGACCUGGACAAACAUUGGUAAAGUCAAUUACAUCAGAGUCUAGCUUAUCUUUUGAAGCUAUUGGAUAUUAUUGGUCUCUCUAGGUUUUUAUAUAAAUAGUGAAAUUUGAAAUACUGAAAACCAUGUUAAUUUUUAGAAUUCAUUUUCCUUAGAGACUAGUGAUGCAUUAGCUUCUGGGAACAAACUUGUAUAGGUUCUUAAUUGAAUUAUAUGAAAUGGGAAGCAUUUAAACACUUGGAUUUACACCAAUCUUUUGUGUUUGCUUUUAAAAAUAAAGUGCUUGUAUUUGUAUUCUCCAUAUUUUGGAGUAAUUAUCUACAUGAUGUUUAUAGCUCUGUGGUUUUUCACUUAAACAGAAUCUCAUUCAGUACAUUUAGUUUUAUAACAGGAAGCCAAAUCUUUGGUGGGCUGUAUCAAGAGGCACAAAGUCUAGAAUGUGUAUUUACAAUGGUCUACAUUUUGUGCCUUGAAUCACUUUGAAAAGUGUCUCAGAAAACCUAGACAGUCCUCUGUAUCUUCAUAAGAAUUUUAUAUGUAUUUAUGAAGAUGAUUCUGUAUUCUAGUAAAUCUUUUUGGGCAUGGACUAAUUUGUAUCUCUUCAUACUCAUAUUCUGCACGAUCUGUAUAUAGUACAUCAAACUUAGAGGUGUGACCUUAAAUUUAACUUUUUUUUAAAUACUGGGAGGUCAAUAAAAUUUAAACUGCUUAACAACUA